Physella acuta is the source of this 420-nucleotide messenger RNA. RefSeq names its product BUD13 homolog. NCBI's taxonomy places the organism in Eukaryota, Metazoa, Mollusca, Gastropoda, Physidae. The record is from RefSeq and is a predicted model, not a curated record.
AUGGAUUCAGCAUUUGCCUACAUCAAACUGCGACUCCACCACCAGACUCCACCACCAGACUCCACCACCAGACUCCACCACCAGACUCCACCACUAGACUCCACCACUAGACUCCACCACCAGACUCCACCACCAGACUCCACCACCAGACUCCACCACCAGACUCCACCACCAGACUCCACCAAUAGACUCCACCACCAGACUCCACCACCAGACUCCACCACCAGACUCCACCACCAGACUCCACCACCAGACUCCACCACCAUACUCCACCACCAGACUCCACCACCAGACUCCACCACCAGACUCCACCACCAGACUCCACCACCAGACUCCACCACCAGACUCCACCACCAGACUCCAUUACCAGACACCAACACCACUCCACCACCAGACACCACCACCAGACUCCACCACUAG